This is a messenger RNA of Exaiptasia diaphana, 2277 nucleotides long. Its product is annotated as galanin receptor type 1. Gene Ontology annotation, cellular component: membrane. The record is from RefSeq and is a predicted model, not a curated record. Gene Ontology annotation, molecular function: G protein-coupled receptor activity. The transcript has 2 exons. Bases 893 to 1993 code for a protein of 366 amino acids. Gene Ontology annotation, biological process: G protein-coupled receptor signaling pathway. Lineage: Eukaryota; Metazoa; Cnidaria; Anthozoa; Actiniaria; Aiptasiidae.
UUAACUGGCAGCUGCCGAUCGUACUGCAUAAUAUCUAGACAAAUCACCCGGUUACGAAUGUCUUAGUUCCAAGGAGACAUCAAAAGUCCAGUUACAAUGUACUCUUGUGCGACAAUCAACGCUGUGAAUCAAUACUGCAUUUUAUAUCAAAGACAUACAUAAGUAAUUCCAGUCUUCAUCCGGGACCAGAGUCGGUUUGGCAAGCGACGUCUUGCAGUUUAGAUCAUGAAAUAUUCCAUUUAACAAAGCUAUUCCUUGUCGGGCCAAUAUGUACAAUAUCUGCACUUUAACAUUUGCACCGACGAAAGGCACUAAAAUCAUUGCGUGCUCUGAGUGAAUCAUUUCCAGCAUCAAAAUAGAUAGUGCGCAUGCGUAAAUCAUAUUCACAAAUGGCAAGCACACUUAUAUAUAAGACCCACAUUUGAAAGAGGAAGUGCCUGACAGACUAAUCGACCUCCAGAGAGCUCUAGCUAAGAGAGCUUCAUUUCACCAAUAACACGGGUUUCCAUCAAGACUCACCACAGUGCGUCCAUUGGUGUCAAAAGGUAGUUUAAGCAUUUAUCGUUUGAAAAAGUGCUCAUCUUUAUUGCCAAACACCUUCAAAGAUAAGCGCCACUAAAAUUUGCCGGAUAUUGUACGAGAGGUCAUCAAAUAAGAGCCGUUUGAAACGACAUCGUCUUAUUAGAGCCUUUUGAAAGAAAGGAACUUUGAUUAGAACUUGAACGAAAAUACAGAUCCUGUCAGUGUAUUCUUAACAAGUACUGAGAGAGGUCGUUAUCCAUCGGAUACAACUAUGGUGGCCCUUUAAUAACACAGCACAUCUCAACUUCUGAUUGGAUGAAUACACUAUUAAAGACAGCUUGAUAACCAUCUGAAUCUCAUUCCGUACAACAUGGAGAAUAGUACAGUAAGUAAUUAUGAACGAGUUCCAUCUCUCGGUGUGGUCGACUACGUGCUUAUUUCUGCUUAUGUAUUCGUGAUCACUAUUGGUUUUGGAGGAAAUACACUCGUUCUUCUUGUCGUGAAGAGAAAGCGUUCCAUGCAUACAACAACCAACUACCUUUUGGCAAACUUAUCGGCUGCAGACCUAUUGACGUUGCUAUGGUGUAUUCCUGGACUUGUAACGAGCUACACCUUACAUCCGCAGGGGAAUCUGGGAGAUUUUCUGUGCAAAUUUGUAACGAUGCAUCAUGUCGCUGGAAUAACGCUCUUAGUAUCGGGUAUAACACUAACUGUACUGGCUGUAGAGCGAUAUAAAGCCUUAUUUUACCCUUUGGCUGUACGGUUAACUUUGACCAGGAAGAAUGUCAAAUACCCUAUUGUAUGCAUAUGGUUGUUAUCAAUUGCCUAUGUCGUACCGCUUUUCGUAGGGGAGAGAUUUAACCAAAAGGUGAAGUUUUGUGAAAUAGUAUGGCCAGGGGAGAACCAAGCCUUAGCAUCGAUCAUCUACUGGGGAAUACUCGCUUUUAUUACUUCAGUCUCGUUCAUUAUAAUACUAUUUUGUUAUUUUAACAUCAUCAAGGGAAUAUAUUUUACCAAAACUAUUUGUUCUCGUGGAUCGACGCACAGCAGAGAUAGCGAAGGGUCUGAGAAGCGUAAGAUUGUCAAACUAUUGUUAACUGUUACACUAGUUUUCUUGGUCUGUUUCAUUCCUUUCUGUGUGAUGUCAGUUUUACUACUAGACGCUCGUUAUGCGUUGAGCUAUAAACUCUGUUAUUUUCUCGUGUAUUGCAGCUCAAGUCUCAAUCCCUUCAUCUAUGCUUUUCAUAGUUCAAACUACAGGGAAGCAUUUCGUGACAUUCUUGUAAAAAUGACMGAAACACUACAUUGUGACUUUCCAAAAAGAUGGUCCAAUCGCUGCAGCAAUAAAAUGUCGGAUUUGGAGCUUCGCGCUACAUAUCAUCCUUCAAAUGAAAUGGCACAGAUACCACCUGCUCUAGACCCUCAAAACCAGGCUAAGCUUUUAUCAUUUAAACGGCUUGAAAAGCAAUAAACAAAACAAGACGAUGAAAUAUUCUUAAAGGGCAAUAAAUCAGAUAAAUUGCCUCUCAAAAGAUCAUCAUUUUAUUGACUAYUUUUUAGCAUUAAUGUGUUUUGGCUUCUUUUUCAUGGUACUAGACAGCUGGAACAAAUUGUGAUUGAUGAUUCUGUCAGGACUGACUUAAAUGCAAACACUUGUGGUGUGAAUUUCCCAUUCUCCUGUGUAAACUGUGUAUUUGCCAAUGAAGAAAACGGUGAAAUAACAUAGCUCCUUGUCAAGAUUGUUUACCAAUCAUG